Molecule: messenger RNA, 1790 nt
Organism: Triticum dicoccoides
Lineage: Eukaryota; Viridiplantae; Streptophyta; Magnoliopsida; Poales; Poaceae
Exons: 6
Coding region: 746-1276 (176 amino acids)
Source: RefSeq, a predicted model, not a curated record
UAUGCUUCGUGUGUUUGUAGUGUUCCUAAAUCUAGAUAUGUUGUUUACAUAUGUGCUGAUUUCUAUGACUAAAUAGAUUAGCAGCUCUGUCAAUGGUUCUAAAUACUUGCAGCUAGGAAAUACCAGUCCCCAUACUGGAUGGCCUGUCUAUUUUAUGUCAGUUGAAAGAAUUAUUGCCAAUUCUGUCAAACAUAUCUAUUAAAAUAGUGCUUCUCUUCAUAUAGUAGAAAUAAUUAUAUGAGAAGCUAAUGCAACUACUAAAGGUAACAGAGAGGAGAAGAGAAAAGCUUUGCUAUGGGAUGGCAUCUUUUUGUUAGGCACAUGAAUUCUUAUUUUGAACAAGUUUAAAAUUUGACAUGGCGCCGGUUUGUAGGUGCUUUUUCCUAUAUAUAUUGAUCAGAUGCUUUCUACACGCUCUUGCUCUUCAUAGAUAAUUUAUUUGUUAGGCCUAUCACUUUAUGAGUUUCUAAUAACAACCUAGGUCUUGCAGAAUGCAACUACAUGAAUUUUAGGCCUAUGCUCACUCGCCAAUUGUUGUAGGUGUUCUCUCAUUGUCGCACUACUGGCCACCUCUCCUCUCCAUAGCGCUCAAUUCCGUGACAGGAGCCUGUUUUGUGUGCCGCACGGCUAUCCCAAAGGUGUAGCUGUCGUUGUACAGAGUUGUACUUCCUUGCCGAAAACCUCUACAAUUCUGUAGUGUCAGCUAUGACCUGGAUAGAGGUGUUUAGACUCCCUAAGAUGGCACAUGUCACUGAGGAGACGUGAUCUCCGAGCAGCCCUUCUCAUAGCUCGCAGUCCAGGUCGAUGCCAAAUUCAACUUCGAGGAGGCUUUUUGUGCUGUGGCUGCAGCAUUAAGCAUUUGAAUGGAGCACAUAUAGGCAUGCCCCGGUUCAUUUUAGAGUCACUUGGUUGUUUGAUGCGUUUGUGCUCGUCGGCGGGACGGUGCAAGGCGCAACUCCGACGCGGUUCCUCGCCAGUUGGACGGCAUUCAGGCGCAACCCCGGCGCGCACCGAGUACUUCCUUGGCUAUAACCUCCCUCGAAAUUUAGUUCAUAUGAAAGAAAAGAAAGGCAUACAGUACCUGGCAUUGACAUUGGGAGCAUGGGCUACUGCUCGCACCUCUACCUACAGGUUACAGGUUCCUUCCUUUCUCUAUAUGGUGGCCUGCGAAGGAAGAUUUUUGUUAACUCAUUCAGGUACUUUAAUUUUAAGUGCAUGCUUACAGAGUUCUAUCAUGCACAAUCAUGUAUGCACACCGGUCUAUCCAGAAGAUUAGGUCGCGGCCCUCUCUGCCCGGGCCGCCAGCUUCCCGGAGGGCCGCAUCCGGCCUGCCGCAAGUACACCUAAGCUGCCGCCUCCCCGGGGGCUGCAAUUGGAAGUGGAUGACCAAGGAGAAGGUGCACGGUGGGGGCCAGGCGCUUAAGUGGGAGGCGGAGCUCGCCUCCCCCAACGACGACGGCUUCGAUCUCAAGUGAAAGUGGGAUGCCAAGUCCAAGCCCGUCGCUGCCGGCAAGACUAAAACCAAGUGGGGCACCGAGGAAGCCAGCAAGGAUGAGAAGAGGCCGACAGUGCGUCCAGAGCAAGGAGAUCCCUGCUGGCUGAGACGUCCAGAUCGAAGUACUUAGCAGAAAAGAUGAGAUUUUUGUGGGGGUUUGGCCCCGAUUUGAAUGAAAUGUAGGAUUUUCAGUACUCCAGUAGCAUACUCCAGUACUUCUUUUAACUAUAUCUGAUUAUAGAUAUUUUAUAUAGUAUCAUAUACUGUUAAGAAACAAUUUUGCUUUUUUGCUUCA